AUGAACUAUGGAGUAUCCUCCACUAUAGUUGCUACUAUUGAUGAUCCAACAACAUUAGUAAAUGCAGUAGAUGGUGGAAGGUCUUAUGGUCAAGGAAGAGGUAGAGGAAGUGGGAAGAUUUGUACCUACUGUGGCAAAGUAGGUCAUAUGGUUGAAACUUGCUACAAGAAACAUGGUUUUCCUCCCAACUUAGGGCAUGACAACAAUUAUGCAGCAAAUUAUACAAAAGCUGAGUCAUACAAUAACUGCAUUGACAAUGGCCUUGAUGAAGAAGUUAUUCCAAACCUAAUCACUAACACUGUGAAUAAUAUGCUCACUCUGAUCCCCACCUUGGAUGAGAUCCAUAGUGAAAUUUUCUCAAUGAACAAAGAUAGGGCUCCUGGUCCAGAUGGAUUUGGUGCUUACUUUUACCAAACAUAUUGGGAAAUUAUCAGUCUGGAUGUAUCAAAUGCAGUUAAGGAAUUUUUCUCCUCAGGUGCCAACACACUUGCCCUAAUCCCCAACACUCCUAAUGUAGACACAACUGAUUAAUAUAGACCCAUAACUCUAUUCAAUUGUAAAUUAAAAUUCAUUGCAACGAUCUUUGCUGACAGGCUAGCUCAAAUAAGGCCAUCUAUUUUCUCCAAGUAGUAGAGAGGAUUCAUCAAAGAUAGAGAAAUUGAUGAUUGUAUUUGCAUGACUUCAGAGGCCAUAAACAUGCUUCAUAAUAAAUCUUUUGGAGGAAACUUUGCCUUAAAGAUUGACAUAAGAAAAGCCUUUGACACUUUGGACUGGAAUUUCUUGAUGAAAGCUUUAAAAGGCUUUGGUUUCAAUUCUAAAUGUUGGGGUUGGAUUGAUUCAAUUUUACAUUCAGCUAAAAUGUCAAUAUCCAUAAAUUGCAAAUAUGCAGGGUAUUUCUAUUGUAAAAGAGGAAUUAGAUAAGGAGAUCCACUAUCUCCAUUACUUUUCUUUAGUAGAAGCAUUAAUAUGUUAGUUGAAACUGGCAAGCUGGACUUAAUCAAAGGUACUCAUGGAUUUGAUGUGCAAUCUCACAUUCUAUAUCCUAAUGACAUUAUGAUCUUUUGCAAAGGGAAAAGCUCAAAUAUGGAGGCCUUUCUACAAUCAAUUUUUGGCUUCUUAGGCUUUACUAUUAGCUCUCUUUCUUUUUCCUAUCUGGGUGUCCCUAUCUUCAAAGGGAAGCCUAAGAUCUUUCACUUACAAUGAAUUGCCAACAAAGUUAUAACAAAGUUGUCAACUUGGAAGGCCUCACUUCUGUCCAUUGCAAAGAGAAUCCAACUGGUUAAGAGUGUUAUCCAAUGUAUGCUUAUAUAUAGCUUCAUAGUCUAUUCUUGGACAGUUAGCUUAAUUAAAGGCAUUGAGAAAUGGAUAAGAAACUUCAUUUGGAUUGGGGAUGUAAAUAACAGAAAGCCUUUGACUGUUGCUUGGCAUAAAGUUUGCACUCCAACUUUUGAGGGACUAGGAAUUAGAGAUCUUAGAAGUAUAAAUUAUGUGAAUCUCAAAUUGUCACAAGACCUUAUUCACUCCAAUCAUUAG
This is a messenger RNA of Cicer arietinum (chickpea), 1533 nucleotides long. RefSeq lists its product as uncharacterized. Gene Ontology annotation, molecular function: nucleic acid binding; zinc ion binding. The record is from RefSeq and is a predicted model, not a curated record. Lineage: Eukaryota; Viridiplantae; Streptophyta; Magnoliopsida; Fabales; Fabaceae.